This is a messenger RNA of Exserohilum turcica Et28A, 1179 nucleotides long. RefSeq lists its product as uncharacterized. The record is from RefSeq and is a predicted model, not a curated record. The coding region runs from base 99 to 1085 and encodes 328 amino acids. The transcript is spliced from 2 exons. Lineage: Eukaryota; Fungi; Ascomycota; Dothideomycetes; Pleosporales; Pleosporaceae.
UUGGAUGAGACGAUAAACCUCUGCCCAGUUUGCUGCUGUCGUUUUCAGCAAGGCUCAUAGUAUCGCAAAGCGCCUCGUCAUCCGCCCGUCCCGUCGAUAUGACUGCGCAAACUGCUCAAGGGCUCACGCCAGAACAGCUCGCUUUCUUCAAUGACAAUGGAUAUCUCCUGAUACCGGACGCGCUAUCGCAAGAUACGGUCAAACAGCUCCUAGAUGAUACCAACAAGAUGCUCAACGACUUCUCGCUGGACGACCAUCCUAUGACCAAGUUCUCAACAGGCGGCGAGGACGGCGCAGACCAUGUGGGAGACAGCUACUUCCUAGACUCUGGAGACAAAAUGCGCUUCUUUUUCGAAGAGGACGCCUUUGACAAGUCCGGCUCUCUAACAAAGCCCAAACAUCGCGCUAUCAACAAGAUUGGCCACUACCUGCACGAGCUGUCUCCUUCGUUCCGCAGCAUCUCCCUCUCCGAUCGCAAUGCCGCAAUUGCCGCCUCGCUAGGGUUCCGCGACCCACGGGUCCUGCAAUCCAUGGUCAUCUGCAAGCAACCCGAGAUUGGCGGUGCCGUGCCACCACACCAGGACAGCACUUUCCUGUAUACCGAUCCGCCUAGCGCAGUUGGCUGGUGGUAUGCGCUCGAGGACGCGACACAAGAGAACGGGUGUCUGAGCUUUGCUGCUGGGAGCCAUAAGCGAGCUGCUAUUGACAAGAGGUUUGUCAGGACGGGCAAUGGAACUGGCUUUAUCGACAACGAUGGGUCCAAGUUUCCGAAAAGCAUAACGCCAGAGAGCGAAAAGGGCUACGAGAUGGUGGAGAAGGAGGAAAAGUACGCCAUGGGCGAGGUCAAGGCCGGAACCCUGGUUCUCAUCCACGGCAAUAUCCUCCACAAGAGCGAGAAGAACACGAGCGAGAAGAGCAGGAACAUUUACACAUUCCACGUAAUCGAGGGCGAGCAGAAGUAUGACGAAAAGAACUGGCUGCAACCGCCGGCGCAGGGCUUCUCCAAGUUGUUCCGGGAACAGGCGGAAGCGGCGAAUGGAGCCAACGGGGCGGAUUCGAGUAAUAGACUUGCAAAGGACUGGUAGAUGUAUUAUUGCGAAAGCGCAUGUCGACUAUGACUUGCUUUGUACACAUAAGCCAAUGCCCCCGAGCACAAGUGCCAUGCCUAUCCAGGUAUCU